This is a messenger RNA of Trichomycterus rosablanca, 2266 nucleotides long. It is a transcript of the gene vgll4a, whose product is annotated as vestigial-like family member 4a. The transcript has 5 exons. The coding region runs from base 141 to 944 and encodes 267 amino acids. The record is from RefSeq and is a predicted model, not a curated record. NCBI's taxonomy places the organism in Eukaryota, Metazoa, Chordata, Actinopteri, Siluriformes, Trichomycteridae. Gene Ontology annotation, biological process: negative regulation of DNA-templated transcription. Gene Ontology annotation, molecular function: transcription coactivator binding.
AUUAAAGCUUUUCUUGUGUUUAUAUGAGAACAGACCGAAUGGAAGUUUAGCUUAGCUCUCUAGCGCACUUUUUUUCUUCACCGCUAAGCUAGCUAGCUACUGUUUGGUUAGCUAGCUAGCUUGGCUAGCUCUAGAGCUAAAUGCUGCUAACGAGGAUGGACCUUUUGAGCCACCAAUUUAUGGAUAAAAUGAACAACAACAUCGGGACACUUCACUACGAUUCAUAUGAUGAUGAUUCAGGGGACUCCAGGAUGCACGGCUUGUCCUCAUCGACUGGAAACAGCAGGACAGGGACUCCGAUCAGUCCCAUCAAAAGAAAGUUUGACGACGUGGAAGUUGGGAGCGGCCAUGAGUACGAAAAUGAACAAAUGGCAAAAAUGAGCUGCCUGUUUUCAUCUCAUCUGGGAAAUCCUGUGGAUGGAGACAGCAGGCAGGAACCCUGGAUUCACGUCCACAACCCCUUCGAGCACGCUCCCUCCGCCAUCAGUGGCCUUCACACCGGCCGGCUGUACCCUCCGUUCUCCAUUUACGCCAUGGAGCAGCCGCUCGCCUUGACCAAAAACAGCAUGGACGCCACCAGGUCUCCCGCGCUCCCUUCGCUUGGGACUGCAGAACGGCAGCAGAAUCGUCCAUCGGUGAUCACUUGUGCUCCUGCAAGCAACCGCACGUGCAACCUUUCCAACUGCCACAUGUCCCCGAACGGCUUCAGCUCCGGGGUGACCAGCAUGAAGAGCAAAGCGAACGCCAACGCUGCGUGUGACCCUGUGAUAGAGGAGCAUUUCCGCCGCAGCCUGGGAAACAUCUACCAGGAGCCUGAGGCAGCGUCGAACUCCGUGUCCAUCACCGGCUCGGUGGACGAUCACUUCGCCCAGGCGCUGGGUGAGACCUGGUUACAGAUCAAAGCCAAAGGAAGCGGCUCCAGGAGUCCCGAAUCCACUUCAUAAAGGCGUCAUGAGAAGAUCCAAAGAACCGCGCUCGACCGUGGUUGGUUUGUCCUGUGUUGGUCUUUCACACCAAGUCUUGUAACAGUGCGGUCAGUCUCGCUGCUCGUCGUUCAUCGAUGAUGCAUUUCAGUAGAUUUUGAAGUGGUUUGAUAUUGAUAUUGUUUACUUGUAAUUGGCUACGACGUAUUUAGGUUUUAAAAUCACAAAGGAAAAUGUUCAAAGUUCAGGCUGCACAGGAGAACUGGAGUACUCCUGCAGUGUUUCAACAACUAAUCCCAUACCUAAAUGAAUAAAAGCCACCCGCACUCUUUAAUACCAGCUUAAAUUUUACAUGGUUCACUCGGUCGAUAGCUGGAACCCUGAAACCUUAAAAGUCAUUUAAAAAUGGGACCUGCAUUUUCCCACAAUCAUGUAUGUAUUAAUAAUAGAAUCACAUGGCCGCUCAGGUGGCGCAGCGGUAAAAACACACGCUGGAACCAGAGCUGGGAUCUCGAAUACAUCGUAUCGAAUCUCAGCUCUGCCUGCCGUCUAAGGCUGAGCGGCCACAUGAACAACGAUUGGACUGUUGUUCAGAUAUGGGCGGGACUCUCUCUCUCAUGACUGGUGGCUGAUUGAUGGCGCCUGCACAGAGAUGAGAAAAGAGUGCUGUCAGGGUGCGUCUCUCCGUACACAACGCUGAGCUGCACUGCACUCGUCGAAGUGUAGGUGAUAAGACGCAUACGGCAUGCUGCCCACGUGUCGGAGGGGGCGUGGGUUAGCUUCGUUCUCCUCAAUCGGAGCGGGGAUCGGCAUUGGUGGAGAGGAAGCGUGACGCAAUGGGGCAGUUAGAAGGAAGAAAAGGGGGAGAAAAUGCAUAACUAAAAAAAAUAUAUAAAUAAAAAAUAGCAUGUACAUGUUUCCCGAUGGAACUGGACCCAUCACGACCCUGACUAGGAUGAAGUGGUUGAUGAGCACUUGGGCUGCACACAUUUAUUAAUACAUACAUGAGAACGACAGGCGUAUAGCGUGGAAUCACAGGCUGUAAACCUGCCUGAUCCAACAGAAGGGCUGCAAUUCAUCUGUAGUUUAUCUUAUUUGAUGCAUUUACACUCCCGUAAGACUAUAUUCAGGCUUAAAGCCUCACAGAGUUACAGGACUUGGUGUGAAAGGUAAAAACCAUAAAGAAAAUUCUGUAUUCGAACAACGAUGCGGCCGUGAACAAAAGUGAUUGUGUGACGUGUAGCACGAGGUGUUGGUCAGUCUGAUGAUUCCAUUGAGUUGUAUAAAGCACGGCUGCCGAAGCCACUUUCAGCCAUAACAUUAAAACCACCUGCUUGUUUCUA